Messenger RNA from Durusdinium trenchii, 582 nucleotides. Lineage: Eukaryota; Dinophyceae; Suessiales; Symbiodiniaceae. The record is from the annotation of a GenBank genome assembly.
AUGGCGCAGGUUGGCUCGUUUGAUCCCGAUUGCGGGAAGCUCCUGAAAGACCUCGAGGAGGUCCUACGGCAGCUGCCGGGAGGCUUUGCCUUACGUACCUUCGGCUCCUAUGCCUCAGACACUGCCUGCCGGGCGCCGGAAGUACUCGAUGUGGUGAUCUACCAGGAGAUGAUGGGUCGACCUGCCCCUGGCCUCGAGCCACGGGGUCCGGCGGACCCUGUCAAGGACUUCGUCGCUUGCUUGCUGGCGCAUCCCGACCGAUUCAGUGCCCUGGAACCCCACAGUUCCAUGCAGCAGGGCGUCAGGAUUUUGGCCUUCAACUUUGCCAACAUCCACAGCAAACAGGAACUCAUGAUCUACUAUGGCGACUCCACCAGUGGGAUCAUUGAUGUGCUACUGGGGCCGCUCCUACGCUUGCAGCCCCACGCCUUGCCAUUGGUGAAGACCGUCAAGCGGUGGGCGAGGCGGCACGAUCUCAAUCCUCCCGGAUUUGGAGGGUAUCAUUGGACGGUGCUGUGCAUCUUUUUCUUGCAGCAGCAGGGCUUUUUGCGCUGCCCCAAGCAGAGUGUGUCAGCGCCGUGA